Echinostoma caproni is the source of this 906-nucleotide messenger RNA. The record is from the annotation of a GenBank genome assembly. Lineage: Eukaryota; Metazoa; Platyhelminthes; Trematoda; Plagiorchiida; Echinostomatidae.
AUGUUCGGAUUUGCGGAUUCGAAUGUGCCCGUGGUAACAAAUCACAAUAAACAGAUUCGUCUCGACAUUGGUGGUCAUCUACGCCUGGAAUGUCCAAUUCACAGUACUCCGUCUGGUCGAUUAAUAUCCACGGGGGAACCGUUAGUGCCUGAGUCCCACACGGACUACGGUUCACCCGUACUCUAUCACUGGCAAGUUCGAGAUCGAUUGGACUAUGCUUUGGACCUAGAUCCCCGAUAUCGGUUUAGUGAUAAUCGCCGAGUGCUGGAGGUGAUUGUCCCCCUGGAACUAUCCGAUUCAGGGACGUACACUUGCAUGGGAGUGACCGGUUUCGGCAAACGUGAAGUUACAUUUGACGUACAUAUCCGAGAUCCCAACGCCAAUUUGUUGUGCGCUACACAAUCCCCGUUACAUCCAAACGUUAAAGCUCCCUGUUUUAUCGACCCGAAGUUGAAGCAAAACCCCGUGAAUACUAUUGAAAAGUCGAUAGGAUCGAUGGUUCGGUUAAGCUGUGAAGCCGAAGGUUCCGAACCAAUACGCUAUCGUUGGUUUAUGGGUAAUACCGUUGCUGACUGGAUCACUACAAGUCAAGGUGCACGAGGACCCGUACUGACUAUUGACCAUGUUGGUCGAGAACACACUGGACACUACACAUGCCAGGUUUCCAACCUAGGAGGCAGUUUAAAUUAUACGUAUCGUUUGGUUGUGACUGAGCUUCCGUCCGCUACGCCAAAGAUAGUGAGCAGUGCCAGUAAUCAGACUUUCCGAAGUGACUCCAGUGCCUCGUUGACAGCUCGUAUCAAAUGUGCAUGCGAUGAACCGGUCAUUCAGGUUGGUUUUACUGUCCAUUCAUCACGGGCGUAUUUCAUUCACGAAAGCUGCAUUGAAACUCAAACUUCUGCCUGA